Messenger RNA from Helianthus annuus (common sunflower), 1185 nucleotides. Its product is annotated as cucumisin. The transcript is spliced from 7 exons. The record is from RefSeq and is a predicted model, not a curated record. Gene Ontology annotation, molecular function: serine-type endopeptidase activity. Gene Ontology annotation, biological process: proteolysis. The coding region runs from base 1 to 1185 and encodes 394 amino acids. Lineage: Eukaryota; Viridiplantae; Streptophyta; Magnoliopsida; Asterales; Asteraceae.
AUGGCAGCUCCAUUAAAACUGAUCUUUUUACUAAUCAUCACAUAUUCGUUCAUCUUUAGCGAUGCUCUAGCAGCUGAUUCCAAUGAUCUCAAGACAUACAUUGUGUACAUGGGUGACCUUCUGAAGAAUGAUUUCUCAGUGGCAUCACUUCACACUAGCAUGCUACAAGAAGUUACCGGCAGCCGGGCAGAAAAAUCUUUACUUUGGAGCUACAAGAGGAGCUUUAAUGGCUUCGUCGCCAAGUUAACAAAAUAUGAGAAAAACCAAAUAGCUCAAAUGGAUGGUGUGGUGUCUGUAUUCCCCAGCCAACAAAAGCAACUACUUACCACAAGAUCAUGGGACUUCAUAGGCUUCCCUCAAGAUGUCAAAAGAGCACAUCUUGAAAGCGAUGUCAUAGUCGGCAUGCUAGAUAGCGGCGUCUGGCCGGAAUCCGAAAGUUUUAAGGACGACGGAUUCGGUCCUCCACCAGCUAAAUGGAAGGGAUCAUGCGCAUCUGCCAACUUUACCUGCAACAACAAACUCAUCGGAGCAAAAUACUACAACGCCGAUGGCAAAGAAGUUGGAACCGAAGAGCUAUCAGCAAGAGACAUCGGAGGCCACGGCACACACACUGCAUACACCGUGGCUGGACGUGCAGUUAAAAACGCAAGCUUGUUUGGUUUAGCAAACGGGACAGCUAGAGGUGGUGUUCCCUCAGCUCGUAUAGCCGUGUACAAGAUCUGUUUUAAGAGAAUUUGUUCAGAUGCUAAUAUCUUGGCGGCUUUUGAUGAUGCGAUUGCUGAUGGAGUUGAUAUCAUUUCUCUUUCAGUAGGACAUCUUUCACCUUUAGAUUAUUUUGAGGACUCUAUCGCCAUUGGAGCUUUCCAUUCCAUGAAGAAUGGGAUUCUUACAUCAAAUGCAGCUGGAAACAGUGGCCCUAGUCCUGGAUCGAUUUCCAAUCUUUCACCUUGGUCAUUAUCGGUUGCUGCCAGCACCAUUGACAGGAAAUUUCUAACCCAAGUUGUGUUUGGCAACAAUAUGACUUACGAGGGGCCGGCAAUAAACACAUUCGACGGUGUGAUUCAUCCUAUAGUUUACGGUGCAUCAGUUCCUAAUACAAAGAAAGGCUAUACAUCAAAUGACUCUAGUUACCAAUGUGCUUGUAGCCUAGUGGGUCCCCCCACCCAUAAGGUUCAAGUUCUAUAG